Molecule: messenger RNA, 365 nt
Organism: Paramuricea clavata
Lineage: Eukaryota; Metazoa; Cnidaria; Anthozoa; Malacalcyonacea; Plexauridae
Source: the annotation of a GenBank genome assembly
AUGGUCACGGUGACCUCACCGCAUCACGACGUCGCUGUUGCGUCUCCCAUAGGCUCACCUGCCUAUCAAGGCAAUUUGAUAAGGUCGGAGUGCAAACAAGGACGUGACGGAAGGUUUAAAACCGAUGAAGGUGAUGGGGGAUGUCCUUCCGCAGGUUUGUAAUACGGCAGUAAUUGGACACCAUUUAAUCUUUCUAUUUUCACAGGUGAGGGCCAAAAAUAAGCUCUUUUUUUAUUUUAAGCCUAUCGGUUUCUGAAGGAUGUCGAACAAAAGAUAAGACCGGGAAACAAACGAAAAAGAACAAAUCAUGGUUCCUAUGCGACAACAGCUCCCCAAGAACGUGGAUGGCGGGUAUUCAUCAUGGA